Messenger RNA from Hyalella azteca, 2312 nucleotides. Its product is annotated as band 7 protein AGAP004871-like. The record is from RefSeq and is a predicted model, not a curated record. NCBI's taxonomy places the organism in Eukaryota, Metazoa, Arthropoda, Malacostraca, Amphipoda, Hyalellidae. Gene Ontology annotation, cellular component: plasma membrane.
GUGGUGCAGGAGUACGAGAGGGCCGUCAUCUUCAGGCUCGGUCGCCUCCUGAAGGGCGGCGCCAAAGGCCCCGGCAUCUUCUUCGUCAUUCCCUGCAUCGACUCCUACAGGAAGAUCGACCUCAGGACCGUGUCCUUUGACGUCCCGCCUCAAGAGAUACUAUCGCGGGACCAUGUCACGGUGUCGGUAGAUGCGGUUGUCUACUAUAGAGUCUCGGACCCCGUAAUGGCUGAAAAUAAUGUAGAGGAUUACAGCCACUCGACGCGCCUGCUGGCAGCGACGACGCUGCGCAACGUGCUGGGCACGAAGAACCUCGCCGAGAUCCUGAGCGAGCGCGAGACUAUCUCGCACAACAUGCAGAACAGUCUCGACGAGGCCACCGACCCCUGGGGGGUUAAAGUCGAGCGUGUCGAGAUGUGAGAUGUGUAAUGUGUUGUAUAUAGUAUGUUAUGUAUAUUGUAUAGCGUGUUAUAUGUAGCCUAUAGCGCGAGACUAUCUCGCACAACAUGCAGAACAGUCUCGACGAGGCCACCGACCCCUGGGGGUUAAAGUCGAGCGUGUCGAGACGUGAGUGACGUCAUCAGCCAGAGCACCGCGGCCCUUCAGCUGCGGUACCUACAAACGCUCAGCCAAAUCUCGGCGGAGAAGAACUCGACUAUCAUCUUCCCGCUGCCCAUCGACAUCAUUAAGACACUAGUGUCGAAAUAGUGUCACUAGUGCCCCCUGCCUACUUGCUUGCGGCUAUCAUCCUCCUGCCGCUGUCAGCUUCAGAAAUGAUCAGCAGACCCGAGGAAGUGAUAAAUGUUCUGCCGCGUCCUCCAGAAUUUAUCACCUGACCUAUAGUUAUAGAAAAUCAACAAGCAAGUGAUCAAUUGUGAUCUCUUGAAUCUCAGGAUAGAUAUCAACGCCGAUAAAUCGAGUGACUAAUUCUAGGAUAAAUGGAGUGAUAAAUUUGGUUUCAAUUUUUUGAUGAUUUCGAUAGAGUUGCCAAAGAAGAGAUAUAGAAUCUAUUGAUAGAAAUACUCGUACGUAGUGAGAGAUUUGAUGAUAACUUUAGUGAUGUAUCUUAUUGAAAUGUUUGGAGCAGAGCACGUAGUGAAUAAUAUAUGUGGUGGCAGUUGAAUCUUCAAUAACAUUUGUAAACGAUCUUUAAAAAUCAAGCGCGUGGCACCGGCGAUUUAAGGGCGAUGAGCUCUGCCAUACAAGAGCCCAACCCGCACCAACCAUCGGAAAUAUUCUCCCAGAAUGUGAAGCAUGAUUGGCUCAUUGGCGGGGACAUGGAGCGAAGAAACGAUGUUGACAUCUAAACUUUAUGAGCUGAAGACUUGCAGUUUAUUUGUUGAGGCGAGUAACACUCCUACCGCCGAGGAUGCCACUAGGCAACUGAACCCGCUGCCGGACGUUCUGCACCGCUCUGCGCUGUACGACAACUGACAACUACGGCCGGUUCUCCUGCUGUAGUCUGGCGGCCAUUGCCAGACCGCAGUGUGUCGGUGACCGAAGUGUAUUAUGCCACGGCCUCUUGGCAUCCUCUGUCAUUUAUGUGCAAAAUCCAGCUGAAUUUUUUGACGUAUAAUCCGGCCUAUUUUGCGUGCAAAAUCCAGUCAAUUUUUUUUGUGAAUAAUCCAGCCUACCUUCCUUGUCACUUCCUGGAUCGCAUCUCACGCCCCUGAAUCGCAGAUGAAACGACCUCGAUUUUUGGUCCUAGCGCUACUAGCGCCGCAGGCGCGGGUGAACGGCUAAGGGGAGGCAACCACCAAUGCUGUUCUUGAUGACGUCAUCACGAGUGACGUCAUCACGCGUGACGUCAUCACGCGUGACGUCAUCGCGCGUGACGUCAUCUCGUGUGACGUCACCAUGUAAACAAACGAUGUUGUGUAUAUUUUACGAUACUUUUGAUGUGACCGCGAGUUUCAGAAGAGAAAUUAGUAUAUUUAUUCCCCUAAUUGUUUGCAUGCCGCAUAUUGAAUCAUAUUUACCUCUUAGCUUUGUUAUUAUAUACAUACUUUGCCUCAAUUAUAAUGCAAAUACUUUCAUCUCUUAGCAAAUUACCAAAUUACAAUCAAGAUUCGAAUUAACAAUAAAAAUAAUAGUUAAACAAAUUACAUUAGAUAACAGCGAUAGGUGAUUUAAUAAAAAGUCGUAAAGAUAUUUUCGCAUAUCUUGAUUUUAUUUAUUGUGUACAUUAUGAAAUUUUAUUGCAAACUUGUCUGAAAAAAUGUGCUCGUUGUUUGAGUGCUUAGAAAUUAGGGUUUGGAGUAUUGUUAGGCUUAAUGGUUUGAUAUUGUUUAUGGUUUAAAAUAUUGUUAGGC